Messenger RNA from Guillardia theta CCMP2712, 3567 nucleotides. RefSeq lists its product as hypothetical. NCBI's taxonomy places the organism in Eukaryota, Cryptophyceae, Pyrenomonadales, Geminigeraceae. The record is from RefSeq and is a predicted model, not a curated record. The transcript is spliced from 32 exons. Gene Ontology annotation, molecular function: NADP binding; N,N-dimethylaniline monooxygenase activity; flavin adenine dinucleotide binding. Bases 22 to 3567 code for a protein of 1181 amino acids.
AGGUCCCGGUGGAGCGAAAGCAUGUCCCGAGGAGCACUUCUAUUCAUCGCGGUGCUUCUCUCGCUCCUCUGCGCCUGCUUGCCAGCGGACGCGAGAAGAAGUGAGGUGCAGGUGGAGGAAAGUUUGGCAAUGCAGAGAAUCGACGCGUUGGAGGCCAAGGUUGACGCGCUGAACGAGAACUUCAAACACCUUGCUUCCGUCAUCGCCUCUGUGGACCAUGGCAGGCAUGAUCUUCCCCAUCUUGAGCAGUUGAACCAUGACAACAGUCAACACCGAGCAGCGCGCGCAGGACAGAAGAACACAUUCACCUGGAUCCUGUUCGCACAUGAAGUCUGGAUCUUCAUGCAGCAUGCCAACGUCCUCCUGAACCCUUAUCUUCAACGUCUCGAUCGCAAAUAUGGCAUCGCCCUGCUACGGAAGCGGUUCUACUGGGUGAUUGCUGGAGUGCUCUCAGCUUACUGGGCACGAGAAGUUCUGUCGAUGAUGUUGUGCUACAGUUAUGUUUCUGAUGCUACCAAGACCAUGAUCAUGAUGUCUUGUAUCUAUCAUAUCGCCAAGGUGAUCAAAAGUUUCGAUUCUGAUGAGUUUAAUGACACCUUGCAAAGGCUGGGAAUCAUGUCAUUGCUGAUCGAUCAGUGGCAUCUCGACUCAUUGGUUGUCAUCCAUUCUCUUGAUGUCGACGCUCUCAUCACCUUGAAGCGAGUUCUUCUUCAGAUUGUGCUAGACAUGAUCUCGAAGGACAAGGAGCUGUUGUCAUUUGCUGUUUUCAUCGCAGCUGUCUGGUUUGUCCAUGCUCUUGCGUGCCAGUCUGUGGAGAUGGUGACUCUAGAGAUACUGAUGACAAAGCAAAAUGAAAUAGUCACCAAGAUGAUUUGUGUUGACGGCGCCGAUGUGCCGGUUGUUGUCACCAAGAAGUCAACGGCAACACUCUUCGUUGAGACCUUCAAGGCUGUCAUCUAUGGUCAAACUCAUGAUGACAAGUUUGCGCCAAAGUGGAAGAAUGAAGAUGACUGUGAAAGCAAGCUCGGCAUGUUCGACUCUAUGCGGGAGUUCUCGAGCAACUGCAUGUCAGUCCCGAUCAAUGACAGCAUCAUCUUUGCUGUCUUUGCCUUGGGUUCCAUGAUCUCUCUAUCAGCUCUGUUUGCUUCCUUCUUCUCCUCACUGUCGACCUUCAAUCUCUUCUGCGCUCUUGCCCUCUCGUCGGCACUGGUGGUGUCUGCAUAUGAGAGCAUGCAAAGACUCGGCUUGUCCUUCCUUCCUCCGCAAGCUCUUGUACAAGGCUGGUUGGUGCCUGCCAGCGGAGCGAUCUCAGGUGACGUCGUCUUUCUUGCGCAUCCAACGACCCUGUCAUCGGCAUUUGCUCUGUUCGUCUACUCCAUCAUAUGGAUGCUCCUCAGUCCUCGCGUCUGCCUCCCCUACCUCUACAUGGACGAUUUCUCCUUCUCUGGCUGCCGCAACUCAGUGUGGCUCAGCAGACUGUUUGGCUGGCAGUUCAUUUCCUUUCCUCGUCGAGCUCAUGACAACAUCUGCGAGAUCCUCCGUGAGGCAGACAGACUUGGAUACAAGGUGUUGGGUCUAGGAGCUCUCAACAAAGCCGAGUUCGUCAACAAGUCAGGAGAAGAGCUCGUUCGAGAAGUGAAUCCAAAGACAACAAAGGCUCUCAAUCAGGUAGUCCAUGGAAACACCUUGACAGCUGCCGUUGUCGUCGAGAACGUUAUCGAGCUCUUCAGGCAGUCUGAACAAUCGUGCGAGAUGAGACGGGAGGUGUUUUUGACUGGCCCAACGUCAAAGGAUUCGAUGUCACUUGCUACACUUCAUCUACCGCAAGGCUCAAUCAGAUACGCAAGAUCACUGCAAGACGGCGUCUUCUGUCGUGUCUGGGUUGUGGGCAAGUACGACCUCGGCGUUCGUGAGCAUAUUCCAAGAGACGGCAUUGCCGUCGUCUUUUCAGUCCCUUGCCCCUUGACAGGAAACGUGCUGUCUGUGGAAUCAGCAAUGAACUCCAGAUACAUCAGAGAGAGAAAGGAUGUCACCGUGAUCGACGGAGGUCUGUUGAGGAUGCAACCUGAGAGAUGCUCGAAGCGCUCCUUCUCUAUUCUGCUUCCUGAGCACGAGGUGUACGCGUGCCAUGCCGCAGCCAUGGUACAUGCCAACAUGGGAUGGGACGAGCAUGAGGUGGGGGAAGUGGAUCUGAGCAAGUUGCCGGUGGUGCUACACGCAGCAAAGGCGAUGGGGUUUGAAAUCCCCAGGCACGAUCACAGUCUGUACCUCAACAAGCUCCGCCCUUCGCUAUCAGGAGGCGCAUGCGCAGCCGAUCAUAGCGGUGACGCGUCAAGGACGGUUCAUGUCGGGUGCAUUAUAGUCGGAGCAGGAGCGAGUGGCCUAGCAGCAGCUGCAUGUCUUGUCAAGAGGGGCGUGGAAGACAUCCUCAUCUUCGAACAGAAAGACAAGAUCGAAGGUCACUGGAACUCUCAAUACGACGAGCUGAACAUCACAUCCCGUCGGCAACACUGUCAGCUCCCUCACUACAAUAUUUCUAAUCUGCUCCCCCGCGACCUCAGCGCAAGGGACUUCAUCCACUACCUUCACUGCUACUCCGCUCGCUUCUCUCUCAAUAUUUCGUUAAGGACAAGAGUUGUCUCUGCCAGGAGGGUUCCGCAGAGCUGCAGGUGGCUGGUGGAGGUAGAAGUCCUUUCCGAAGGAGGGACGGGACAGGCCAAGGGUGGACAGAACGAGCCUGAGCAGGCGCAGGAGCCGCGAUCUGAGAGGAAAGUUUUCAUUGCAGAGCAUCUCAUUAUCGCAUCAGGGCUACACGCUGUCCCUUGCUUCCCGCCGAACACGAAGGAGCUUGUCGCCGGCUUCGAGGGGGAGGUGCACCACUCAAGCUCGGUCAAGAGCAUGCAGAGCUUGGCAGGGAAGCACGUGCUCAUCGUCGGGAUGGGUAACAGCGCAGCAGACAUCGCCAUGUCGCUCCUGCCACGUGCCAGGUCGGUCUCACUGAGCGUUAGAAGCGUUCCUCCUAUCGUGAGGAGGGAGUGGGGCCCUCUGGCAGUGGAAUGGGUGUCUCGGCUCUGUUUACAGCACCUUCCUCCUGCUCUGGCAGACGCUGUUGUCGACUUGUUCAUCGUCGUCAACUUCGGGCGAGCAUGGUGGACCCCUUUCUUUCCCGUUGGCGCCCGCAAGUGGAGGCCCUUCGGUGCUCGGCGGGUACCCAUCAUCGACAAGUGGGCAGGGAGGCAGGGAGGAGGGCUCGUGGACAGCAUCAAGAAAGGAGCGCUGAGGGUUCAUGGGCCGCUCAUGCAGGCCAGGGGAAGGCACGUGCUGGUAUCGACGCGAGCGUGCGAGUCUAGUGAGACUGAGCUUGUUCCUUGUGACGUCAUUGUCUUCUCCACUGGGUUUCAAGAUAACCUGGGGGAUUGGCUGCUGAUCGAUCCACACGGAGCUCGACAACAGCAAACACUACACAAGAUCGGGUUUGAGCAUGGGCGGGCUCUCCUGCCUCUCAAGGAGAUCUCCGAACAAGCGAAGAGAAUAGCACGUUUGAUUGCAUCAGCUCGCGCGCAAUAA